Messenger RNA from Salvelinus namaycush (lake trout), 1158 nucleotides. Its product is annotated as kinesin-like protein KIFC3. NCBI's taxonomy places the organism in Eukaryota, Metazoa, Chordata, Actinopteri, Salmoniformes, Salmonidae. The record is from RefSeq and is a predicted model, not a curated record. The coding region runs from base 1 to 1083 and encodes 360 amino acids. The transcript has 7 exons.
AUGAUAGUGGUGAUAGUGGUGCUGAUAAUAGUGGUGAUAGUGAAGGAUAGAGGCGAUGGUGGUGAUGAUGAUAGUGGUGAUAGUGAUGAUAAUAAUGUUGAUAAUGAUGACGGUGAGUGUGGUGCUGAUGUCCCUGGGGCCGGGCCUGGGGCUGGGGCAGGACUCCACAGGCUGGUAGAGUCUCUGUAUGGACUACAGGGAGAGAAGAGCCAGCUGAGGGGAGAACUACGGCUGCUGCACUCCCAACUGGAGCAGAGAGAACAGGACCGACACUCACGAGUACAGGUCUUCCAACAUCAGAUUGACGAAUUGAAGAGCUGCAUCGAGGAGCGGGAGGAGGAGCUGUCCAGACUAAGAACUGACUCUGGAGCCACAGACUCAGAGAAGCGGGUUGUGUGUCUGUCAGCGGAGAACGAGAGUCUGAAACAGAGUCUGACUGUCACCCAGGGCCUCCUGCAGCAGCUCUCUGUCAUCCCCUCCCAGUCCAGCUCUGUACUCAUCAAGGAGAAUGAGAACCUGCGCAGCCGGGUGCAGCAGCUGGAGAGUUCCCUGCAGCAGAGGGCUGAUCAGCUGUCUCACCUGGAGCGACAGAGCGAACAAAGCGAGUGGAGGAGAGGAGAGGAGCAGAGGAGAAGAGAGGAGAGAGUGAGCGAGCUGCAGCUAGAGCUGGAUAAAGAGAGGGCCAAAGAGCCACAGGUCAAGAUUGUCACUCAAACUGUGGAGGUGGAGUCACCGGCGACGCUGAGGCAGUUGGCUGAGGCCAGAGAGAGGAACGAGCAGCUGUCAGAGAAACUGACCAAUCAGAACGAGAAGUGCAGACAACUGGAGGAGCACAUUAGGAAGUCAGAUGAAUUCAGUUGUAACCUGCAACACAAGAUUGCAGCGUACGAGCGGGAGAUCAGUGUACUGCAGGAGGAACUGCUGAAGGAGAUAGGUCACCUGGAGGAGAAGAAGGAGGAGGCUGUAAAGGCUGCAGCGACCUGCUCCGUAGAACACUUCCAGAGCCUGCAGGACCAGUUCUUUAGUGAGUCCCAUCUAAUACAAACUUCAGAAGCUUCUACAGGCUGUGCAGAUAUGUUAUGAUGGACUUGUUGAAUCUGGGAGUGCUGUUGAUUCAUAGGAUGUUGUGCUUCAUGCUCAUCACAUCACCAUUGAGCA